Cercocebus atys (sooty mangabey) is the source of this 5788-nucleotide messenger RNA. RefSeq names its product coiled-coil domain-containing protein 144A-like. NCBI's taxonomy places the organism in Eukaryota, Metazoa, Chordata, Mammalia, Primates, Cercopithecidae. Gene Ontology annotation, molecular function: protein binding. The transcript is spliced from 19 exons. The coding region runs from base 178 to 3261 and encodes 1027 amino acids. The record is from RefSeq and is a predicted model, not a curated record.
ACCGGCUUUCGCUUCGCGCGGCCUGGCUGCUUGGCUUCGCUUGUUACUGGCUCUGACUUUGGAAGCCGCGGAGUUUCCUGGUUGGAGGUGGUGGCUGACCAGAGUGGCUUGGUCUUAUUGGGCUCCUGAGGCUGUGAUAGGCGGACUGGUGCUGAGGUGUCUCUGAUAGCCUCCGCCAUGAAGGGGCCCUGCGGCUCCUUCACCUGCUGGCGGAGGUGCAGGGGGGACGAUGUCGAGGACGAUGACAGCCCCUUCACCCAGCGCGGGUACCACAUCCGAGAGAAACACCUGGGUAAGCUCCACAGAGCUGCCAGCCGGGGUGAAGUCUCCAAGGUGGAGCGCAUCCUUUCGCGCGGGAACGCUGACUUGGAUGAGAGAGACAAGAAAAAGAGGACUGCUCUGCAUUUGGCCUGUGCCAACGGCCAUCCAGAAGUGGUAGCUCUUCUGGUGGACAGAGGAUGUCAACUUAAUGUCUUUGACAACAAAAACAGGACAGCUCUGCUAAAGGCAGUACAAUGCCAGGAAGAGGAAUGUGCGACUAUUUUGCUAGAAGUUGGUGCCGACCCAGACCUUCCAGAUGUCUAUGGCAAUACUACCUUACACUAUGCUGUCUACAAUGAGGAUAUACCAAUGACAAAAAAACUGCUUUUACACCAUGCUGAUAUUGAAUCAGCCAACAAGGAUGAACUCACACCAUUUUUGCUAGCUGUGAAUGAACAAAAACAGCAAAUGGUAGAUUUUUUAAGAAAGCAAAAAGAAAAUUUAAGUGCAUCUAAGUUUGAAAGAUAUAGCAUUCACCAACUAAUGUCUGAAUACAAAGAAAACGAGACACCUAGAAAUCCUCAAAAUAGCAAUCCAGAAGGAACAUCUAACAAGAUGGCGUGCUUGGGAGAAGGAGCAGCAGGUGCAAAAGUGGAUGAGAUUCCUGGAUAUCCUGUAAAAAGGCUUUUCAACAAACCAUCUAUUGACGACUCACGACCUAUGUCAGCUAAUGAAGACUUUGAUUUUGAUACUGAGGAGAAAGCAACAGAGCCAGCAAAUGGAAAAAGACAAAAUGAUGUGCCAUUCGCAGUAAAAUCAGGACAAAAGGAAGAUAUCCAAUCACAUUUGGACAGCAAGAAGAUCUCCAAGAAUCACACAGAGAAUGGUGGCACUCAUGUAUCUGGGGCUACAGACUGUAAGACAAAAUAUGUAAUAAAUGGGCAAGAAGAAGCAGAACGAGUCUCAGCAGUGAUAUCAGAGGAAGAGCAAGAAAGACUUGAAGAAAAUGAAAACAAUGAGCUCCAAAUUUCUCAUGGGCAUAAGAAAGAAAAAGAUCUGUUGUACGAAAAUUGCAUGUUGCAGGAAGAAAUUGCCAGGUUAAGACUGGAAAUAGACACAGUGAAAAAUUUGGACCAGCAAAAGGAAAAUAAUUAUCUUGAGGACAUUAAAAUUGUGAAAGAAAAGAAUGAUUUCCUUCAAAAUACUUUGAAGCUGAACGAGGAAACAUUUACAACAACGAUAUUCCAGUACAGUGUACAGUCUGAAGUUUUGAAAGCUGAGAAUGAAAUGCUCAGUUUUAAAUUGAAGGAUGAAAACCAAAACCAGGAGAGACUGGAAACAGAAAUUGAAUCAUAUCGUUGUAGACUGGCCGCUGCUAUACAAGACUGUGAUCAAAGUCAGGCAUCAAAAAGAGAUGUAGAACUCGAUUUCCAGAGAACAAGACAAGAGUGGUUUCAUUUAAAGGAAAAAAUGAAUUUUGAUAUGAGCAACCUAAAAGAUAAGAAUGAGAUGCUUUCUGAAAAACUUUCUAAUGCUGAAAAUGAAAUCAGAAGCCUCAAAAUGAAGUGGCACCACACAAAAGAUGCUCUAAGAGAAAAGACAUUGGUUUUAGAAGAUGUCCAAAGAGACCUAACCCAAUCACAAUGUCAAAGGAAAGAAAUUGAACAAAUGUUUCAGAAUGAAGAAGACAAAGUGAGUAAAUACAUUCAAAAGCAAGAAUCUCUAGAGGAGAGGUUAUCUCAAAUACAAAACGAAAAUCUGUUACUUCGACAGCAACUGAAUGAGGCUCACAAGAAAGCUGAUAAUCAAGAAGCGACAAUAAUUAAUAUCCAAGAGCAUUUUAAUGCUAUUGUCAAAAAUCAAGCUCAGAGUGAAGAGCAAAGUCUUCUACUGGAGCAGGAAAACAACAAGUUAAUUAAUAAAUGCAAUUACAUAAAUAAAAGAUUGUACAAAUAUGAAAAAGAGAAAGCAGAAAGAAAUGAAAUUGUGAGACAAAUUCAACAAGAAUUGGCUGAUACUGUAAAAAAACAACCUGUAUCAGAGCCUUCACUAGAGGCUACACCAUGUUGUGUUAAUUUAGAUGAAACACGGGACUCAGAGAGGAAAUCAGGUCAAAUCAGAAGUCAACCUGAUAUUACAGAAGCAGUGGAAACUGCAUCUUCAGAAGGUCUACAUGUGGAUGCAGAGAUUGAAGUUCUUCAACAGUCAUUAUUAUAUAUGAAAACAAUGCAAGAAAAGCGCAAAAUACUACGGAAGGAUCAGGAGAAGUUGGAAGAAGAACUAGUAAACCUCAAAAGUCACAUGGAAAUGAAUAUGUUAGAAUGUGACCAAUUGGAACACUAUAAACAGGAGGUCGAAGAAGGAGCAAGGCAGGAGAUAGCAGAACAAUUAGAAACCAUUGAUCUAAUUUUACAGACACAGAAAAUAGCCCAUGACAAGUUACAGUUUUUAACAGAGGAAAGCAAUGCUACUAUGAAAAGUCAGAUGGAACUUACAAUUAAAGAUCUGGAAUUCAAACUCUACAAAGCAAAAACUUCACAAGCAGACUGUAAUACAACAGAAUUGGAAAAAUAUAAGGAACUGUAUCUAGAAGAAUUAAAACUUAGAGAAUCUUUGUCAGAUGAACUAAACAAACGUAAAGAAAUUCUAGCAGACGUCAGUACCAAACUUCUUCAAGAAAAAGAGCAGAGCGGAUCUUUAUUUACUUCUCAUACUACAAGGGCAGUCCUACAGUCAGCAUGCAAUGGAAAUCUUAAUGAAAAUUUAGGUCUCAACAGAAUACAUAUUCCAACAGAAACCUUAAGGAUUCCUACCUUAAGCUCAUUGUCUUCAAAUAUCAGAAUGGAGAGCGACUUGUCAAAGAAGACAAGAACCGAGGACACUUUCUGGAACUCCAGGCUUGGCAAUAUCUCUCAGUGUUGUGACUCGCAUGCUGUCCUGAGCAGUUAUGGUGCCAGGGAUCACCAGGUGGAUCCACUACUCCAAGAUAAAGCUGUGUGACUCAUCUCUGGCAGAGGAAGUCGUAAAGGCCCCACUGGACACCUGGACCACUGAGCCCCUCCAGGGUCUCAAACUCCUCUUCGAGCAAAUCCAAAAGAAUAAAGAUAAGUAAAUUAGUAAUGCUUUGGCCUGUUAUACCAUAAAUCAUAAUACUCCUUGCAGGUUUACUAAUAUGUCUUUGCUACUGUGAACCAACACCACCCCCCACCCACCCUACCGCCCCAGGAAAAGGUCUCUUCUGCCCUACCUGGAUUUAAAUCUCAAAGCCAUUAUCUGGGUGGUGUUCUCUCUAACACUCACUGAGUUAAUAGCUUUUUUCCCAUAAUCAACAGACAUCUUAAUUUGGCUCUAAUCUGCUCUCUUUGGGACCAUGCAGCCAAAUGCUCUAUGCUCCCAGCUAAAAUCACCCUCAUAGGCCCCAACAGCCCACAACUAUAUAUAAAAAAAAAAUCUACAAGCAGCUCAACAGCUACUAAAGUUCACCAAAUCUUCCUAUCCCUCAACCUAUGGGCUAUGCACGAAUUAGUUCUAUCUAGGGCAGGAACAGCCUACUCAGCCACGAUACAAGAAUAGGCAACUUCUCAAACCCAAUUUAGCUUCACCUAUCACUGGGGCUUCUCUAUACAAAACCUUCCCAGAGAUGCAUACAGUACCUAACACAAGCAAAGGGGACUUUCAAGCUUUUCUUAACACUUGCACUAUUUUAGGCCCCUUGUUCUCCCCCAUCACCUUCAGUCAGGUACCCCUAGGCAUCACUACUGCCAGAGAUUCUGAAACUUUUGUGGGUUCUCUCAACCCUGAGCACUGCAACACAACCAUCACGAUUGUCAAUACCUCUCAUAUAUAUAUAUAUUUUUUUUCUAGAAACUAAAAUCUCCCAAUACCAAGUAAGGUUCUCUACCUUACCAAGCCAGGAGGGGUCACGCAAAAAUUUCAAAUCUUUAACUCCCUUUGGAAGCUCUUCUCCUUGACAUUACUAGACACAUGCUCUUCUGGGAAAAUAAGAACCAUCUUCCUACUCAAACUAGUCACUCAUGUCUGGCUCUCCUAGCAGCUCCAACUUUAGUGACAGAAUAUCACAUCUUGCAUAGCCAAUGAGGAUAUUGGUAAUGUUUGGAAUUGACUUUGCUUCCUUCCAUAUCCAUUCUUGUCUACCUAUGACAGAACUUUGCUUUCUGUGUGGGACACAGGCCCACCUAUGCUUCUCUGCAAAGUGGACCAGAACACCCAUGCUGGCUUACCUAACCCCUAGCAUCUCAUUGCCCCAGGUGAUGCUUCUCGGCCCUUGCUCUUAUUACUGGGGCCCACCAAGCAAUUCAAUUAAUUCCCUUUCUUGUUGGGCUUGGCAUUACCACAGGUGCCACAAUAGGAAUAGCCAGCAUUGGCACUUACUCCUGAACCUACCACAGCCUGUCUCUGGAAUUGGUUCAAGAGAUAGAAAUGACUGCUUGCUAUAAAAGAGUUACAGUGACAAGUCAGUUCUCUUGCAGCUGUAGUUCUCAAACGUGGUAGAGGUCUUGACAUGCUGGUUGCAGCUCAGGGAGGAACUUGACUGCUUGGAGAAGAGUACUGAUCUGGGUUAAGAGAUCAGGGCAGGCUCAGGAGCACAUUUGAGAUCUCAUAAACUAGGCUUCUCAUCUUUGGGAAGGGGCUGCUGAGGGGUGUCACCUGGUUCUGAUUCUCAUGGCCCCUCCCCUUCCUGGGACCCCUGACCUCUAUCUUCUUUCUUCUCUUUUCUGGGCCUUGCUUCUUGAAUCUACUAACUAAGUUUAUUUCGUCCCAUCUAGAAGCCGUCAGACUUCAAAUAGUCUUGUGACAAGGAUAUCAACCUCUUUCCUAACCUUGAGGACAAGCAAGUUUCUGCAUGUCUCCUCUGGACACUGUGGGUCAAACCUUUUGAGAGACAACAACAACCUCUGAAAGCUUCUUGCCAUGACAGCAAGCAAGGAGGAGGGACCAGAAGACCCUCGACGCCCCUUUGCAGCAGGAAGUAGUUACAGAAGAAUGACCUCCGCCCUAUUUCCCAAAAGAUUUCUGGGUCCCAACUCCUUAAGAGAUAAAUGUAAGAGGAGGCAGUUAGUCAGAUAUUAGCAGGUAGGAGGGGAAGUACCCAUGUUGGAAGGAACAGCCCAGAACACCUCUUAAGAUGCCCAGUACUCACUCUAUGGUGGAACUGUCAAAGUGUGGUUAACUAGAUCCUGAUAAGGGAGAAAAAAGGCAAAAGCAGAAUUCUUGAGAGCCACACAGGUGCAAUGAGUACAACUUUGAUGGCUAUAUGCCCUUCCCGGGUGGCAGUAAUGAGCAAUGUUCCCAUUGGGUGGGAUUCGUAUUGAUCACUGUGUCCAGUGCACGUCCAUUAACCACAGUAAGGGAUGAUACCCCAAGCCUUGGUGAGAAGUGGGCAAGGAAAAAAGCAAGACCACAGCAUAUCAAAUGCAGAAUAUCCCGGGGCUGUUUCCAGCAGGGUCAGCCCACUCCUCUUUUGGAGUGUCCUUUUACUUCCCCAAUAAAACUUUUGCCUGCUUUA